AUAAAUUUCAGUUUCGAUAAUUUUUUGACAAUUGACCAAUUUAGGGUUUAUUUUUAAUUUUUAAGCAAUAGUGACUAUGAUUAUGACUGUAUGAGGCAGUGAAUUUUUCCCCAAAUUCGAAAAACAACCAGUCAAGGCCAUGGUCAGCUUGCACGAUAGUCUCUUCGCGAUUCCUUUGUAGUUUAUGCCUCAAAUUCAAUACUGAACUCAAGAAAAUAGAUAAUCGAAUAUUGUAAUGAGGAGAUUGCACCAUUUCUGCAUCUUCUUCUUCCUCAACUCCAUCAAUUUUUGGUUCCUCUGCGCCUAUGGUAAAACUAGUGAAGUUUGCAUUUCUCCUGGUGGUCGAUUCCCCCCAUUUUCAAAUGUAGGCAAGCCCCCCAAGAAAGCAAGCAAAGGUCCCAGAGAUCUUACACUUUGCAGGGUUUUCCGCAAAAAGACAUGCUGUGAUGUAACUCAAACUCACCCUGCUUUGCUAUCCAUCAGGAGACUUGCAUCAUCUGGAGAAGCUAGCCAAGAGUGCUUGCAACUAUGGGAAUUCUUGGAAUGUUCAAUCUGCGACCCAAGGGUGGGGGUACAACGAGGACCUCCUAACAUCUGUGCAUCCUUUUGUGAUAGGGUUUAUGAAGCAUGCUCAACAGCAUACUUUGCUAUGGAUGGAAAGACACAGGUACUAGCACCAUGCGGAGUAGGUGACUUUGUUUGUGGUAGAGCUUCAGAGUGGGUCUCUAAUGGAACUGAGCUCUGCAAUGCUGCAGGUUUCUCUGUCAAGCCUCUCGAUGAUCCUGAAGAAUCAUCAUGCUAUGGUGGGAAGGGUAGUCUCGAUUAUAUUGCAAAUUCCUGGAAAUCUUCACGUUCCGAGAUUGUACGCAGAGAACAGAAAACUGAGGUUGUCCAAGAUUUUAUGCAAUUAAUUGCUGAUAUGCCAUUAAGCGAGAGAAUUUCUUGGGCUGUUGGAGGAAUGGUACUUACAGCUGGACUUCUGUUUGCAAGUCGAAGGAAGACCACCGGUCAACGCCAGAAGCAAGCAGCCAUCCAGCGCACGGCAAUUGCAAGGAGACUAGGAACGAGGAUUUCCCCUCCUGCAUCCCCUGUUAGCCACGGAAACAGAAAGACUGUCGGAAAAUGAGUGCAAAACAUAUCUGUAUAUACUUUUCCUUUGUUACAGUGCUCUUGAACAGGGCACUCAUACUAACUGGAAGCGUGAGAUCUACAUUCGACUUUGCUGAUUAUUACAUGACUUGAAGAUCACCACCACCCUCCCGGUUUUAAAGAAAUCAUGUUCUGAAGCAUGGAGGAGCUGUGUUUGAACAGCAGACCUAUUUACUUGAUUUGUAGGAAAUGAGAGUGGCCCUAAAAUGAUCUUUGGUGUAAUAUGCUGAGCUUUGUUCAAUAGAUAAUGUCUCGUGCCAUUGUCGUAAACCAGCUAGACAAAGUAGAGUGUUGUGAGUGUUGUUUUAAAGUGACAUUUAAGUGGAUGAUGCCCAAGUUAACGAAGUUUUGCUUUAUGAUC
Salvia miltiorrhiza (redroot sage) is the source of this 1510-nucleotide messenger RNA. Its product is annotated as folate-binding protein 1. The transcript has 5 exons. The record is from RefSeq and is a predicted model, not a curated record. Bases 236 to 1126 code for a protein of 296 amino acids. Lineage: Eukaryota; Viridiplantae; Streptophyta; Magnoliopsida; Lamiales; Lamiaceae.